UGUUUCCAAAGGGGGUACUAGCCUAUUUGGAUCAUCGAUCACUCACCUUUUUCUUUGCUCUCCGACUUUUUCAGUCAAAUUUGGAAGCCUCAAAAGUACUCCUUACUUGUUUCCACUUCUCUCAAAUGGGUCCUUCUGGAAGAACAAGAACGAGAACGAGAACCGCAAGAAAAGCCCGAAGAAAAUCGGAGUUGAUGAAGAGGACUAGUAACAAUCAAGAAAGUGGUCAUGAUCAUGAAGUUGUUGUGAUCAAUUCUCCAACUAAAUCAUCAUCUUCCAACGAUGAUGAUCACUUAAUUCCCAAGACAGAAGGAAUUGAGUUCGAGGCCGUCGAUGAUGAUGACGUCGUCGGGUGUUCGACGCCGAAAGGUCAGAGAUUUCGCAUACCGGAGAUUCGGACAUGCCCGCCGGCCCCAAAAAAGCAAAGGGUGAUCUCCAAUUGCUCCAUUCAAAGAACGCCAAUCGCUUUCUUUGCUCCGCCAGAUUUAGAGCUCUUCUUCUACUUUGCACUUCGCGGUAUUUCAGUUUGAAAACAAAGACAAAGGAAAUCAUAAAGUCAUGUUUUAGUAUUUGUAAGGAUCAUAUUCAAUAGCAAUAGUGUAAUAUGGUCUUUACAAAGUACCUUCUUUUUUAGUUAAUUUAGUCUUGUUUGAUGAUCAUAGUUGUUUGGAAUAUGAUUUUGAGCGAGAUGUGUGAGUGGGUCUUCAGACCAAAAAAAAAAAAAAAAAAAAAAGCAGUUAUUACCUUGGCUUUUUUUUUUUUCUUUUUAAAUCCUUGAUUCCUUGUCUAAUUUGAGUUGGGAUUUUCAAUUUGUGUAGGGUAUAAUACUAAUCAGUGUGUGUUUAGGUGGGGCAGAUUUAGUAAAAUUGCCUACUUUCUAAUUAUGUAUUGCUGACCAGUAGUACUACUGGGUUUGUUGAGUGCAGUACUGUAAUCGAUUGGGUUGGUUUUUUUUUUUUUU
This is a messenger RNA of Morus notabilis, 961 nucleotides long. RefSeq names its product cyclin-dependent protein kinase inhibitor SMR9. Gene Ontology annotation, biological process: regulation of DNA endoreduplication. Bases 126 to 530 code for a protein of 134 amino acids. The record is from RefSeq and is a predicted model, not a curated record. The transcript has a single exon. Lineage: Eukaryota; Viridiplantae; Streptophyta; Magnoliopsida; Rosales; Moraceae.